Molecule: messenger RNA, 888 nt
Organism: Mytilinidion resinicola
Lineage: Eukaryota; Fungi; Ascomycota; Dothideomycetes; Mytilinidiales; Mytilinidiaceae
Exons: 1
Coding region: 1-834 (277 amino acids)
Source: RefSeq, a predicted model, not a curated record
AUGUGGCAAGAUCUCGAGUAUCUUAUCAACCUCCAUACGCCUCAUCGAUUAUUUGUAGGCUCGCGCCCAGCGAAGCCAGAGGAAUUUUCCAGUCGCUCACAUCUAGUCUGCGGCGUGCCCGCCGUGCAAGUUGCUAAAAGUCGAGGGCGUUUGACCACCACUGACCGCUUCCAAUUCGCCAAUCACGAUACUCGUCGGAAGAGACGGUUCCAAAUCGAGAGCCCGCUUAUGCUGCUCCUGCGCGAACGAUAUCUCGGCGAUCUCUUUCCGAUGGCGGUUCAGAAUCUCAGUGCUUACCUUGUCCGAAAGUUGGACGAGAAGGCAGCGGCUCUUGAACCUGAUGCACAAACGAGACCGUCUCAAGGUCUCACCCCUGGUGAAGACACUAAUUCAGCUGGCAAGCUACCCGAAAAGAAAAUGAAGAACAAGAAGGGCAAACACAAGAAACCCGAGCUUGGGGAUAAGGUAUUCAACACCCAACGCCCACCGAGCAAGUACUCGGCGACCGAAGUGCUGUCUACUCUCACGGAGGAACUUAUCAAAGAAGAACCCCACACGAACUUCGACUAUCUCGCAUUACACCACCGAUGCGUCAUGCUUCUGAUCUCGAUCCAGCUCUUCUUUCGGUCGGAGUGCCCGAUAAUGGGUACAAGAGCUGACGGACUCCCGCCGCAUAUGCUGCCGGCCUUAGCGUUCACAAUCAUGAACCUGUAUUCCGCGGAACCGGAAUCUCGUGCGCAUAAAGAUAUGAUGAUUGGGAUUGCGCGAAUCAUGAAGACAGGUAUCACGAAGGCUGGUAGGGCAGAGCUGGACCGGUUGGAGGACGUGUAUUGAUGCCGGAGUUUGCCUGCUUUGCACUUGCUCUCGUGCAGUGAGCAGUCUUUCAAG